AUGCAUUAUUAAAAUAAAAUGAUUAUGGAUUUUCAACUUUUAUAAGAAGAAAAUAGUAAAUAAUAAACCUUACUCAAACAGUAAAUUUCACCAGAAAUCCAAAAAAAUUCAUUAUAAACAUAUAACUCAAGCGAAGAUGAUGAAAAUGUUUAAGACGAAAACUGGGAUCAUAUAUAUAAUGUUCCAAAUAUGGGAAAUAUAACAAAAAAAGUAUUAAUAAAAUUAAUAACAGCAUCGAUAAUAGCCUUUUUAUUCUUAAUAGCAGAAGUAACAGGUGGGAUAUUAGCAGCUUCGCUAGCUAUUUUGAGUGAUGCAGCUCACAUGUUUUCUGACAUAAGUGGUUUUUUUAUUUCGAUUUUUUCAGUUUGGAUAGGAACUAAACCAGCAUCUACAUAGUUGUCAUACGGAUAUCAUAGAUCUGAAGUAAUAGGUGCUAUGGCUAGUAUUUUUAUAAUAUGGGGACUUACAAUUUUAUUAUUAUAUGAAGCAACACAUAGAAUUAUUAAAUAAGAAAAGGUGGAAGAACCUCUCUAUAUGCUUAUAACUGCUGGUUUCGGACUUUUUUGCAAUAUUAUUAUGGCUAAAGUUUUGCAUAGUGCACCAGGACAUUCACAUCAUGGAUGCUCUCAUGGGCAUUCUCAUGAUCACGAUCAUGAUCAUGAGCAUGAGAAAGAUCAUGAGCAUAAGAAAAAUCAUGAGCAUAAUCACAAUCAUGAUCAUAAUCAUAAUCACAAACAUAAACAUAAACAUAAUCACGACCAUAGUCAUAAUAGCGACCAUAAUCAUGAUCAUGAGCAUAAUCAUAGCCAUAAUCAUAAUCAUGAGCAUAAUUAAGGCCAUAAUAAUAAUCACGGUCAUGAACAUAAUAAUGAAAAAUAAAAAAAUUAAAUAAUUAAUAAUAAAAAAUCAGGAAGUAAUUGCUCUGAGUUUUCGGCAAAGUAAUAUGGAGCUAAUAAAUAGGAUAUAGCUGUAAGUUUAUAACCAAUUGAUUAAAAUUAAAAUCAAUAAAUUUAAUAAAAAAAUAAAAGAAAAAAUCUUUCCUAAAUAUCCGCAAAAGAUAAUUAUAAUUUAAGAGCUGCAAUGAUUCAUGUAAUAGGUGAUAUAAUUUAAUCUAUUGGUGUAUUAAUUGCAGCUUUAUUAAUAUAUUUUUUGGAUGAAAAAACUAAGUAUAUUCAUUUAGCAGAUCCUAUUUGCACAUAUUUAUUCUCAGUUCUAGUUUUAUUCACUACAUUCCCAGUUGCAAAAGAAUGCAUUAAAGUAUUAAUGGAAGGAACUCCUACUGAUAUAAAUAUUAAAUAAUUCGAAGCAGAGUUAAAUGCAAUUAAAGAUAUUGAAGAAAUACACGAUUUACACAUUUGGUCUUUAUCAAAAGGAAAGCCAUCUUUAAGUUGUCAUAUAUUUUGUAAAGAUAAUCCAAAAGAAGUAUUAAAAAAAGCUACUAGAUUAUGUAGAUAUUAUGGAAUUUAUCAUACUACUAUUUAAGUAGAGGAUUAUUAAGAUAAAGGGAGUAAAAAUUAUAUAAAAUGUGAUCAUAAUAUUCAUCAUUGA
This is a messenger RNA of Ichthyophthirius multifiliis, 1548 nucleotides long. RefSeq lists its product as hypothetical. Gene Ontology annotation, biological process: zinc ion transmembrane transport. Gene Ontology annotation, cellular component: plasma membrane. Gene Ontology annotation, molecular function: zinc ion transmembrane transporter activity. The record is from RefSeq and is a predicted model, not a curated record. Lineage: Eukaryota; Ciliophora; Oligohymenophorea; Hymenostomatida. The transcript has 4 exons.